This is a messenger RNA of Aspergillus ruber CBS 135680, 2430 nucleotides long. RefSeq lists its product as uncharacterized. The transcript has a single exon. The record is from RefSeq and is a predicted model, not a curated record. Lineage: Eukaryota; Fungi; Ascomycota; Eurotiomycetes; Eurotiales; Aspergillaceae. The coding region runs from base 413 to 2041 and encodes 542 amino acids.
CUAGUGAACUGACAGGUUAUCGUUAAUUACUAAGCUAUGUAAAUUCUUAUCCUUCUUCCUGUGGCCAAAGUUUGAAAUUCACCGAGUCAACUUUUCCUAUUCUCAUAUUCAAAGACAAUGGGCAUACCGCAUCUAACACGGCACUUGCUCCCAUAUUCGAAAGAUGUCCUGUUGGCAGGAGGGAAACAAAGAGAAGGAGAUGAUAGCAUCCAGUUGGUUGUCAUUGACGGGCCCAGCCUGGUCUACCAUGUUUUUCAACGACUGUUGUCUAAAUCAAACACGAAACUCGAAAUUCUAGAUGCCCAGCCGAGUUGCGAUGAAGUUAGUCUCGGGGUAAUGGUCUUUCUCCUGCAACUGAAGCUCCUCGGUGUGAAUGUGUAAUAAUCAUGUAUGACCCAUACGCAGAAAGUUGAUGGUACUGAUCUAUACCAGGACCAAGAUCUGCUUUGAUGGAGCUUUGCCUAUAACGAAACGAAAGAUAAGAUUUUGUCGACUGGAAAAAUCAAGGAAGAAACUUGAACAAUUUCACUCACAGAACGGGUUGGGGUUUGCAAAACCAGAUGAUUCAGUCGAAGGCAGCACUGUUGAUCCUACAAAAGUUCUACAGAGUCGAGCCACGCCUGUCAAAUACAAUGGCCUCCCUGAAAACCCGUUUAUGGUAUCUACUGUUUUUGAAGACCUGAGAAGAAGAUGGAACAAAGCAAAUAUCCUGACGGCAGUGCAAGACACAUUUUGCUUCAACCACUGUGAGCUUGGAGAACAAGACUUCCCCUGGGCAAGCAUUACUGUAAUGGUCCCGGGGGAGGCAGAUUCCGAGUGUGCUCGCAUGUCGAGGCUUACAGGUGCCGCUGUACUGACCAAUGAUUCAGAUCUUCUUCUUCAUGAUCUUGGAUCUUACGGUUCGGUACUGUUUUUGGAUUCGGUUGAACUUAGUCAAUGGGAUCCAUCUAGACCAACAGAUUCUAAGGUCAGAGCCAGAAGAAUCUGUCCUGCAUCGCUUUCUAGCCAAUUGGGAAUUAGAAGUGUCCGGUAUUUUGCAUAUGAAUUGAGUCAGAAUCCACAAUUUGGUUUAUCGGAGCUCAUUAGGCGAUCGAGAGAUAACUGCAACUUUCUCGAUCUCGAACCUGACUAUCAACAUUUUCUUGAGGAGUAUGACCACGGGAUAAACAACCGAGCGAUAGUCCAACACCCCCAGUGCCUCGACCCAAGAUUAUCAGAAUUAUUCUUGCAGUACGGCACGGGGAAUGCUCAUUUCACUGGGAGCUCUCCGCAUAUGUAUCUUGCUAUUUUAAAUGAAGAUCACUCCAGGAGAUGUGCAUGGGAAGAAGGUCGUACAUACAGAGCUCUCGGCUAUUCGAUCUUCAACUUGUGCCGUCCGUUCGCGGAAAGAUACCAAUUCGUGGAGGAAUACGUUCGGAGAGGUGGGAGAAUAGCCAUAGACAGGAUAACAGUGGAUGAUGAAGGUUGGGUGGCAAACGAGAUGCAUUCCUUUUAUACACGCUUGAGCUUUGCUCAAGCUGCGUUUGGCGAAGAAGUUUCGUCCUCGCGCUUCUGGAGGCUAUUCGCAACGUGUGAGCUAUUUAGGGAUGAAGCGAGCCAUACUGCACCCCUCGAAGUUGAUCGGUUGUGCAGGUUCCUUAGGUUCGGCUAUAUGGGGGAAUCAGUUGACUGGGCAGACGUCCAUCUUUGUGCUCAGAUUACUGCCGUGUUGUACUCAUUAAGGAUCUUGAAACAGCUCCUCGGCCUUGUGACUGUGACUGAAGAGCCUGUGUCGAGUGUGAAGUCUAUAAUUGCAGCUCUCCCACCAUUGCAUGUUAUGAUGAGAUCAAGGCGCGAAAUGAUAAAAGAUUAUCCCGAGGAUUUCUCUGUUGAAAAAGCCCUGCAACGCUUCUCUCUGCUUUCCGGCCAACAUGUGCAAACUGAUGAGGAAAUACGGCCACCAUAUUCCACAUCACAAGAUCAGGAAAGCCCUAAGUUUAGCUGUGUGAAGCAUGUUCAUAGGUCGAAGUCAAACCUAUAUGAGAUCCUCUCUCCAGAGUAAAUAAUGCUGAAACCUCCCUUUGCUUAUUCUUGCAUGACCAGUAGACCAGGACUAUGCUGACCCUGCAGCCUAUAGGUCUUUAAAGAAAAGACACAGAAUUCCUGAAUUUAUCAAUAUUGGCAUUGAUGACCCACAUCUGACAGGGAAUGAGAAUCACGUCAUGAAGUAUGUCCGUUGAUUUUGCAUAUUAUUACUUGUAGUUUACAUUUGAAGUAGACAGCGUAGAUAAUAGAACAAAACAAUUCACCGUGAAGACCUUAGGAACCCUACAACUCCAUGACAGUACCCGACUAAUCCGGAUAAGCGCUCCCUUUCUUGUCCUUGCAACCGACUCCAGUCAGCAAGAGCUUUUCGCAAGUGACCCAAUUCAAUGCCGGAACCAACAACAU